Molecule: messenger RNA, 3870 nt
Organism: Panthera uncia (snow leopard)
Lineage: Eukaryota; Metazoa; Chordata; Mammalia; Carnivora; Felidae
Gene: TUBAL3
Product: tubulin alpha like 3
Exons: 3
Coding region: 187-1383 (398 amino acids)
Biological process (GO): microtubule cytoskeleton organization; mitotic cell cycle
Cellular component (GO): cytoplasm; microtubule
Molecular function (GO): structural constituent of cytoskeleton; GTP binding
Source: RefSeq, a predicted model, not a curated record
CCUAAGAAGGCCCGCUUCGUUCUAACUUACUAUGGCUUAUUUCAGAGGGAGUGCCUUUCCAUUCACGUUGGCCAAGCUGGCAUCCAGAUUGGGGAUGCUUGCUGGGAACUCUACUGCCUGGAACAUGGAAUCCAGCCAGACGGCGUUGUUCUCGACAGUAAAAAGGAUCAGGUGGAGAAUGCUAAAAUGGAACAUAUGGGCGCGUCUUGCAGUGCCUUCUUUAGUGAGACCCGAGCCGGGAAGCACGUGCCCAGAGCCCUCUUCACGGACCUGGAGCCAACUGUUAUAGAUGGGAUCCGAGCCGGCCAGCAGCGCUCGCUCUUCCCGCCGGAGCAGCUCGUCAGCGGGAAGGAAGACGCGGCAAACAACUACGCCCGAGGCCGCUACUCUGUCGGCAUGGGCAUCAUCGACCUCGUGCUGGAGAGGAUCCGAAAGCUGGCGGAGCAGUGCAGUGGGCUUCAGGGCUUUUUGAUUUUCCGGAGCUUUGGAGGAGGGACUGGAUCGGGAUUUACAUCCCUCUUAAUGGAGAGGCUCGCGGCAGAAUAUAGCAGGAAGACAAAGCUGGAGUUCUCGGUCUAUCCGGCCCCCAGGAUCUCCACUGCUGUCGCAGAACCUUACAACUGCACCCUCACCACCCACUCCACCCUGGGGCACUUGGACUGCACCUUCAUGGUGGACAACGAGGCCGUCUAUGACAUCUGCCACCACAAACUCGGUGCCGAACGCCCCUCUUAUGCCAACAUUAAUAGGCUGAUAGGUCAGGCGGUCUCUUCCAUUACUGCUUCCCUCCGGUUUGAAGGGCCCUUGAAUGUGGACCUGACUGAAUUCCAGACCAACCUCGUACCGUAUCCGAGAAUACAUUUCCCCGUGACAGCCCUUGCCCCCAUCGUCUCUGCCGACAGCGCCUACCACGAGGAGCUCUCCGUGUCCGACAUCACCGCUGCUUGCUUUGACUUCUCCAAUCAGCUGAUCAAGUGCGACCCUCGGCUGGGGAAGUACAUGGCCUGCUGCCUCCUCUACAGAGGGGACGUGGUCCCUAAAGAUGUGAAUGCAGCCAUUGCAGCCACGAAGCUGAGGAGCUCUGUGCAGUUCGUAGACUGGUGUCCAACCGGUUUCAAGGUGGGCAUCAACAGCCGGCCACCCACGGUGACGCCAGGAGGGGACCUGGCCGAGGCCCGGCGGGCUGUGUGCAUGUUGAGCAACACCACGGCGGUCGUGGAGGCCUGGGCCCGCCUGGACCGCAAGUUCGACCUCAUGUACGCCAAGAGGGCGUUUUUACACUGGUACGUCGGAGAAGGCAUGGACGAAGGCGAGUUCUUAGAGGCCAGGAAAGACUUGGCAGCCCUGGAGAAGGAUUACGAAGAAGUGGGGCAAAGUCCCUGAGGCAAAUGUGGCCGGUGAGGAUGAAGACUCCAUCAAAGCCCGUGCUUUCUUUUCAGGACACUAUUUACGCCUCGCGGGUAGAUGUCCCCAUUAGAAGAAACUGGAAACCGAAUCAAGCAAGACCCUGAGUUCCACACUAGAUGAGAUGGCUCGGUUCCAACAAUGGCUCAGAUUUCCUUGUCUGUAGUGGAGUUGAGCACGGCUCCCUUGAACCUUUCAGGUUUGGGGUCCUUCUAGCUACUGGAUCACAUCUAUGUUUCUUUCCUUCUUUUUUUUUUUCUCAUAAUGGAAACCUAGCUCUAUUCUUGGCUUUUGCAACGAAAGACCAUGAACCCCUAAAGCCAGUGCUCUUGCUUUCCCUUUCCUGAGGUGUAAAACAGCACAUGUUAAUUAUUACUGUUAUUUCCCCCGUGCCUAUGUUUUGUACGUUGAUUAAAUAAUGAAUAUUUUCAGUAUCAUUCUUUUCUUUCUUCCAAAUGUGGGCCUUAACGUCUCAGUUUGCUGUUUAUACAAAGAAACCAGUAGCAAGAAUAUUCUUGGGUCUUCCAAACAUUUUUUUUUAACGUUGAUUUAUUUUUGAAGGAGAGAGAGACAGAGCGUGAGGAGGGAAGGGCAGAGAGAGGGGGGAGACACAGAAUCCGAAGCAACCUCCAGGUCUGAGCUGUCAGCACAGAGCCCGACACAGGGCUUGAACCCGUAAACCACGAGAUCAUGACCUGAGCUGAAGUCGAAGGCUUAGCCCGCUGAGCCACCCAGGCACCCCGGGUCUUUCAAACAUUUGCAUCUGUGAUCCUGUGGGUCAGAAGGUGAAAGUGAGCUCCCUCGGCUCCCCAUCCUUGAAGAGACGUUCUCGAAGUGUGACUGGCAGAGCCCUGCAUCAGACCCAGUUGAGAGGUUUGGGGGAAAAAAUGCAUAAUCUUGAGCUUCGCUGUGGACUUGCUGGGUGAGAAGCCCUGGGGACUGGAGAGGGCAUGAUGACCCAAGAGUUGGAAGUUAAAAAAACAAAAACAAAAAACACGUAAUGGAAUUCAUUUUUGGUACUAAAUUAUCCCACUUUCAAACCAGCUAUAACUCAAAAUGGAAAAAAUAGCUAUAAAUGCAGUAAAACCGUCAGCCACUUUUUUUUUUUUAUAAUUCACGAUAUUUAGUCUGCCUAAUUGUUGGAAGGUGAACUAGAUACUGCAAAGUCUUGCUCUUGAGCUGAUGGUAGUUUCCAGGUGCCUCCAUCAGCUGUGGUGUUUACCUUACAGCCCUGGUCCUCCUGUGUCCUCUCUUGGCCUCAGCGUGGUCAGGGCUUUUGGUUCGGGCAGAUACUCUGAGGGUAAUAGAUGCCAAAGCCUUGGCUGAAGGCGUAAAGUCGGGUGUCCUAUUGAGAGGUUUGCCAAACUGCUGCAUUACCAUCUCCUUGCCUAUGCCAAGACCCAGAACGGCCCCUCCACCUUUACUGGUGUCCUGGUAGAUGCUUUUAGGUACUGACCUCACCGCCCUGGGAUGUGGCCUUCAGGAGCUCCAUUCGCACGAUGGACCGUUUUGCCUGCUUUCCGCUCACACGUUGCCACCACGGAGGCCAGUGAGCACAGUUUGGUGGAGAUGAUGUCUCCACACCUUAAGACAUGCCUGUCUGUCAAGAUACGGUUUUCCCCAGCCCAGCCAUCGGUGAGUUCUUGCUCAGUCCUCAAGUCUCUGAGCAUUUGGCUGGAUCCGCUUCGGACUCUACUUCCGAGGCCCCCUGCCAAGGGCUGAGCCUCCACUGAUACUAAAACGACUUCGUACCAGAGUUCCCUUUGGACCCCGAGGCCUGUUAAUCCUAAGAUGUGCCAAGACUUCAGCAUAGUAACAGGGAAAGGAAUACGAUUCUCAUUCCUAUAUCUCUGACUUGCUGUGAUCAAAUACUUGGAGGAAAGUAAAAAAGAAAAAAGAAAAGAAAACUUUUUUCUACAAAGAAAGGAGUGAUUCGGUGCUCUCUGUGGUCACUUUCAGCAAAUCCAACAUAGACCAACAGUGGGUUGUGUGGCUCUGUAUUUAAGGGUGAAAGAAAACCUUCAAUACUUGAAGGAUCCCUCUGCCAAUAUCCAAAUUUACAGGGCUCCAUUUUUCGACCAACCUAUGUGUCCAAUAUGCUCUCUUAUUAAGUAGUAAAUAAAGAUAUUUGAUGACCUAAAUAUAAUGGAUAGUCCACAUACCGGUGAGUUUUAGGAUUAGGUCUCCUAAGACGUAGUCAUCAAAAUGCAAAUACUAGUCUCUAGACUGUUGUUUUUUUUUUUUUUUUAACAAAGUUUAUCACCAAAUGGUACAGCGUAAGUCGUGGCAUUGUUACAACUAUGUGAUUUUGAAAUGUCUACCUCCCCACAUCUUAAAAUCCCUGCCUUGAAUACAGUUACUUCUCCAGGUCCUUGCCAGUCCCAAGAUUUUGUGAGUCUAAGAUUUGAUUCACUUGUGAUGCCACAUGCCUCCAUAUGCCAUACGUGAUAUUAGAUUUACCAGGUA